Sorghum bicolor (sorghum) is the source of this 2299-nucleotide messenger RNA. RefSeq lists its product as uncharacterized. NCBI's taxonomy places the organism in Eukaryota, Viridiplantae, Streptophyta, Magnoliopsida, Poales, Poaceae. The record is from RefSeq and is a predicted model, not a curated record. Bases 275 to 2299 code for a protein of 674 amino acids. The transcript has 3 exons.
AACACAGGCGGCCGAUUUAAGACAACCGCCUGUGUAAAUGUGUCUGUUUACACAGGCGGUUUGUAUAGUGGACCGCCUGUGCUAAUGUUUUUACACAAGCGGCCCUCUUUAUGAGCCGCCUGUGCUAAGUCUGCUAUAAAUACCCUUCGUCCACCUCCAGACAAGAACAGUUACUCCCGUGAGCUCACGGACCAGGCGGACCCGACGAUUCCAGUUUCCAAGGGGGGAGGUUUUGAUCCUCAUUUCUUUGGUGAGAAACUUCCAAAAGCUAAAUAUGGAGAGGUCAUUAUGGAUGUACAACUUAUCAAGAUUGGACCCAUCAUAUGUAGUGGAGGUCCAAAAGUUUAUUGAUGUUGCAAAGAUACAUGCUCGCAGAACAAAGGCGAAGCACAUAUGUUGUCCAUGCGCAGACUGUAAAAAUAUUGUGGUAUUUGACAAUGUAGAAGCAAUUACUUCCCAUCUGGUUUGUAGAGGAUUUAUGGAGGACUACUUGAUUUGGACAAAACAUGGUGAGGGUAGUUCUGCACCUUAUAUGCGGACAACAGACAACACUGCAACUAACAUCAAUGUGGAGGAUCAAAUGCCACCUCUCAAUGAAUUUCAUGCUAUGCUAGGUGUCAAUGAAACUCAUACGUCUGAUGUCAAUGAAACUCAGCAUGCUAACACAGAUGCUGUUGAAGAUGCAGAUUUCUUAGAGGCAAUAAUGAACCGUUGUGCAGAUCCAUCAAUAUUCUUCAUGAAGGGAAUGGAAGCAUUGAAGAAGGCAGCAGAGGACACUUUGUACGACGAGUCGAAUGGUUGUACCAAAGAGUGGUCGACAUUACGUGCUGUUCUUCAGUUUUUGACGAUGAAGGCUAGACAUGGUUGGUCCGAUGCUAGCUUCAAUGAUUUCUUGCGUGUACUUGGAGACCUUCUUCCUAAGGAGAACAAAGUGCCUGCUAACACAUACUAUGCAAAGAAGCUAGUCAGUCCACUUACGAUAGGUGUUGAGAAGAUCCACGCAUGUAGAAAUCAUUGUAUUCUAUAUCGGGGUGAUCAAUUUAAAGACUUAGAUAGUUGUCCAAACUGUGGUGUCAGUAGAUACAAGACAAACAAAGAUUAUCGGGAGGAAGAGAAUCUAGCCUCUGUUUCUACAGGUAGGAAGCGAAAGAAGACCCAAACAAAGACUCAACAAGACAAACGCUCGAAGCCUAGUAGCAAUGAAGAAGUGGACUAUUAUGCAUUGAGAAGAAUUCCUGCUUUGGUGAUAUGGUAUCUCCCCGUGGUUGAUCGUUUGAGGUGUUUGUUUGCAAACCCUGAAGACGCUGAACUUAUGACCUGGCAUGCUUCGGAUGAAAGGAAAGAUGAUGGAAAGUUACGACAUCCAGCCGAUGCAAAGCAAUGGAAAGAUUUCGAUAAGAAAUAUCCAGACUUUGCUGACGAUCCACGGAAUGUAAGGUUUGCACUGAGUACUGAUGGAAUGAAUCCAUUUGGCGAAAGGAGCAGCACGCACAGCACAUGGCCGGUGAUCCUGACAAUAUACAACCUUCCUUCAUGGUUGUGUCAAAAGAGAAAAUAUCUUUUGCUAACCAUUCUUAUUUCUGGACCUACACAACCUGGAGUUGAUAUGGAUGUAUUUCUAGAGCCCUUAAUGCAAGACAUGCAAACACUAUGGGAAGUAGGUGUGGACAUGAUCGAUGCGUUCCGCAAAGAGACAUUCACACUGAGAGCAAUUAUUAUUGUCACAAUUAAUGAUUACCCUGCUCUCUUCUCAUUAUCAGGUCAGUUCAAGGGAAAGGUUGGUUGUGUAAAGUGCAUAGAUGGAACAUGGCACGUGUCUCUUCCUGCAUCUAACAAGAUAGUGUACAUGAGGCACAGAAGAUGGCUACCGGCAGGCCAUAAGUACCACUUACAAAAGAUGAAUAAGUACUUCGAUAAUAUUGAUGAAUCAAAAUCUACUGCUCCAUCAGGUUGUAGUAAAGGGCAUAGAGUGUACAAGAUAGUUGAGAAUGUGAAGUUUGUUUUUGGAAAGAAGACCAAAGAUGGGAAACCAAGAAAGGUUGUCAAGGCAAAUGAAGGGGACACAUUCAAGAAGAAGUCCAUUUUCUUCAAGUACUUAUCGUACUGGAAAGACUUGGACGUACGACAUGCGAUCGAUGCGCCGUUCUUCGCGGCGAUCAUCAUUGCGACGUGGCUGAUUAAGCAGGCCGAGCAGCUUGUUGACAGCUUGGAUGAAUAUGUAUCAAAGUCGCAGAUGAUUGCCAUUGUCAACCGGCCGACGAUCGUAUUUGCACUUGUCAUCUCCGUGCAUGCAUACUGA